Molecule: messenger RNA, 3554 nt
Organism: Pimephales promelas (fathead minnow)
Lineage: Eukaryota; Metazoa; Chordata; Actinopteri; Cypriniformes; Leuciscidae
Gene: exoc3l2a
Product: exocyst complex component 3 like 2a
Biological process (GO): exocytosis; exocyst localization
Cellular component (GO): exocyst
Molecular function (GO): SNARE binding
Source: RefSeq, a predicted model, not a curated record
AACAUUCCAAUACAAGGCCCCAAACUCUUGGAGACAGACACACAAACACUUUGGCCCUCUCCUACUGAUAGGCUCCCUAUCACUCGCACAGACACUGGAAUGGAUUUGCCCUGAACUGACUGCCCACUGCAGCAGAAGUUAACCAGAGCCAGAAUGCCUAUCCUCAAGAGGCUUCCCAGGAGGUUCAAGAGUAACCACAGCAAUGGUGAUCUCCAAAAAAGUAACCUAACUAAUGGAGAACUCAUCCUAAAGAGCAACCAUAGCAACGGGGAACUCAUUCUGCCACCAUCCGAUCUGAAUCCGUUUGAAGGGGCGUGGGCAGGCAUAGGGUGGAAUAAUGAAGAGGACGAGGUCUGGAAGAAUGGACAGGACUACCAAAGGUCAUCUCAGGUGAGCGAAGCACUAGAGAAUGAGGCAAACGCAGAGCAGCGUGGAGGGUCAAAAGUCACUGAGGGAUCAAAAGAAAAGAGGGGAACUCUGGAGCGAAUCUGUGGCUCAUCGCCACUGAAGACCCUUGGCAAAUUAGGCAAAGGGCUGCGUAUGACCGGAAGAAAUGUGUGGGGUGCCACUCCUUCGCUACGAAGUGCCACUCUCCCGCCAACACCUUCCUCAGGAAAGAAAAAAAAAAACUAUCGACGUGCCUCUGAGGAGAUCAUGACUUUACUGAGGUUGUCAGGCCGUCGUAAGGAAAGUGAGCGAAGAGAUAGUCUACCUACAGGUGAUCUGACCACUGAAAACGACGAAGACAGUCGCAGGCGUCCCUCGUUUCUACGUAUGGUCAGUCUGAGCAAACUCAGAGGAGACUCGCUAACAAACCGCAGCUCGCAGGAAGACGAGCAAGAGUUAGUAGAAGAAGAACAGCCGGUCAAACGCAGGGAGCCACUAUCAGUGUUGGAGAUCCUACAAUUAGUUAAUCAGAGAGAUCUGCUGCUUGCUGACACACACAUCCAAGAGCUGGAGAGAGAGUGUGAACUUGACCCCUCCUUCUGGACACAAACCACACCCACUUCAACCACACCCAGCAAUAUGACUCAUCACACACUCACCUCGGCUCUCUGGCUCCCCCUGUUUCCUGGUUCAGGCAGUGAGGAUUCUGGCCCAAGCAUGUGGGAUGCUGGGCUGCGUAAAGUGAAAGAUGUAGAGCUGCUUUACGAGGCUCUUCAGAGAGAAAUGUGGGAUGUGGUGAGGGAGUCGUUACGCCAGCCCUGCAGCGGGCCUCAGCUCGGCCUGGUGGUGCUGGUCAUUCAACAGGAAGAGCAGGCUGACAAGGUUUGGGCCUUACGACAAGAGGCCCAAUCCAACGCUCAAGCCAGUGACCAAUCUGAAGACCAUUCCCGGCCCUCCAAUCGUCCCAGGAGACUGCGUCAAAGGUGGGUGGAGGCUGUGGGAGAGGCAGCUGACUGGUGUCUUCCACAACCGGGGGGCAUCGCUGCAGGGCAGAUGGGCAUGUACUUGGAGCGUUUGAGGGGCAGGGUGGUGGAGGAUAUGGACGCGGCACGUCGGAAUGUGGUGGCGGUUUAUCCCGAGGAGUUUGCUGUGUUUCAAGUCUACAUGCAGAGCUAUCACAGGGCUGUUGCCAAACGACUGAAGACCAUCACUUGUGGCCCGAUUCAAAUCACAGAUACAUACUCGCUGCUUGACUGGAUCUACAACAUUUACAACAGGGACGUCUUGGCUACAGUUGGAGCAAUGGGCACGAUAGUGUGUGAAGAGUUAGAUCCUCUCCUGCCCGAAGAUGUCAUAGACCGGCUGGAACAGGACUGCGUCGAAACUGUUUGGGACAAGAUGACUAUGGAGCUCUCACAAGUUUUGGAUGAUGAAGAAAAGCGAUGGGCUCAGACACUGCACAUUGAAGAGUAUCAGUCGGGCCUCGCCCGUUCUGUUAUACAGAGGCUGAAGGUAGAUUUGGACAGAUCGACAGCUGUCAGUCAGCCACUUGGAGCUCGUGUUGCUCGCUGCACCUUGAAUGGACUUGCAGAUUUCUUGCACAGUUUCCAGAGAAAGGUUGAGAUGUUUCAUGACACGCAGUCAGAGUUUGGGGAUCAUGGGGAUGGUUAUGUCUCCAGGACCAUCUCUCUUGUCAACUGUGUUCCACCAUUCAGGAAUUUUGUGGAGCGUUGUCGUCUGUGUGACACCCUUGGCAGUGAGGACGUCUCCCAGCGAGCUCAAUCCUCUCUGGAGCGAAUCGUUAACCAGUCAGUGCGAGUUCUUUCAGACUUACUGUUUGAACACAUCAGGCCAUUCUUCGAUAAACUGGUGAAGAGGAAGUGGCUAGAUAACAAUGAGGUCUAUGAGAGCAUUGAGAUGACCAUUAAACAGCACUUUAAAAAGUUCCGAAGAAUGGACUGCCCUCCAUAUCAGGCAUUGGUGAAUGAAGUGCACAGGCGGGUCCUGGUUGAAUAUGUUCGUGCCAUCAUGAGGGGACGGGUCAUCUGUACGUCCCUCAAAAUGAGGAAGAGAGUGGCUUUCCGUCUGCAGGAUGAGGCCAAACAGCUGAAGGCUCUUUUUAAAGAUCUGGAGUCAACUUCCUCCUGGUUGGACAGUGUGAUUGUUCACCUGGCUGACAUCAUAGCAUUGGAGGACACUCCCUCUAUUCAGAUGGAAGUUGGGCUUUUGGUGAAGGAAUUUCCAGAUAUACGGAGAAGACAUAUCUCUGCUGUGUUGAAUGUUCGUGGGAUGGUGCAUCAGACAGACCGUCAGGAGAUUUUAGCUGUUGUCCGGGACUUAGAGACCAGCGACAGCUCCAUCAAUCUGCCCCGAGAUCGUGCCCUCUUCUCUGAAAUCGCAGUGGCCAAAGACAUGUCCUGCCUGGGGCUGGUUCUGAUCCGCUUUGGUCUGACUGUGUCAUCGUGGGUCGCCAGUGCCCGGCCACGCCGUAGCCAGAGUAGAAGGAGCUGGAACGAGAAACAUCAACCACUGUCAAGCCAUGCAAAGCGCUUUACUGAACCUUAAAGAUAAUGAAAUACAGCAUAACUACAACGCAUAGUAUCCUGAUAUUUAAAAAAUGACACAAUAAUGCUAAAAAUACAUAGCAUCGCCACAAAUAUUACAUAAUCAAAUCAAUAGGCUAUAACAUAAAGCAACGAUUGCAGAGAUUGAAAGAUUAAAGAUGGCAUAAAUUGUGCUGUGUCAAUUUUCAGACUAGAUGAAUGUGGUCAGAGCCCAGUCAAAAGGGACAAUAAGAUGAGUCCAUGACAGCAAAGUAAAAUCACAACAAUACUUGUCCUUCAGUACACAGCUGGAGCGGAACAAGUCAGUGGACACUUCAAAGGACGGGAAAUAGUCUAUAAUUCUCUCGCUUUAAAACAGGCUAGUGGACUGCUGUAGGUGGACCUCUGUCGUGUGAACAGCCACAUGAUUUGAGAGGAGCGGCAGGAAACUCGUCGCUUUAGAGUGGGGACUUGCUGAAGUUUUUAUUAGUGCAGGCUAUGUUCAGAACACUGAUUUAGCUUGACAGUAAAUCACAUACAGAACAAAUGCAUAGAUAUGAUGUAUCAAACACCAGGUACAGUUCUACAAUGCAUAAACAGCUACUUUUCAGAUUUUUGUUAUUU